AGGAAAUCUCCGAGUGAUAAGUGUGCACAGUGUGAAAUUAUAAGAAAGUUUAUUUUAAUUUAAUGCGUUGAAAUAUAACGUUAAUUUAAUUAUUUAUAAAUAAAUAAAUCAGGCGAUACUAAAGAUGCAGAAACUAAUUCUAUUACUUAUCUGCUUAACUGCGAAACAUGUUCUAUCCAGUCCAGUUAUGACACGACAAGAUUUAUUCAAACAAGCACAUAGAGAUGUAUUCUGUGCGAAUUUAAUAAAUUUCAACGACUUCUAUUACUCAAUGGACGAACCUAAAAACAUAACUGGCAUACCAGCUGAUAUGACUGUCCAUUGGAAGACCGGUAAAGUGUUCUACACGCUAAUAAGCGACGAAAUGAAAAUGAACCUGCAAGUCUUACAUCCCAGUGGUGAAACCGAGACAAUAAAAGUAGCUGGUUUAGGUCAAUCGACGACCGUUGAUAACCUCAACGAUAUUGUAUAUCUUGCUACUGAUAAUGGUAUUUAUAAAUAUAAAGAUGACGGCUCAAUCGAACUUUACACGGCUUUGGGGGAAGACGUUAUGUAUAUAACAGUUUCGAGUGAUGGAAGUACUAUGUACAUAGCUACAUGGCCGCAGAAUCGAGUACAUAAAAUAACAAAUGAUGGCCAAAAACAGGAAACGUUCUCACCUAUACCUAACGGUCACGGUUUGACGGUAGAUACUAGAAAUAACAUAUUUUUCGCAGCGACUAAAACGUCUUAUGUAUUGAAAGCAGGUCAAAACGUACCGAUUAAAAUCAAAGGAUUGCCCAGUGAAAGAAUGACCGGUGUAUUCGUUAGUCGAUCAGACGAAAUAUUUGCAAUGGACGAAAAUAGUAACCUCUACAGUAUUGAUGCGGAAAAUGCGAGCGCAAAACACUUAGGUAAUUUCAACGUAUCUGGUGUUAACACAUUUGCUCUCGAUUCAGCUGAUAACGUGCUGAUCGGUGUGAAGAAUGGAAUUUUGAAGUUUUUAGCUUAUGAGAAAAAUCCCUGCGGUGACUACCAAAAGCUAAACAAAAUUGGAAAACGACACAGUAGAAGACGUAAACAUAGACGUACAACGACUACUACUGAAGAAAAUGAAGAAUACGAAGAUUAAAUACUAUCAAUUUAUUAUGCACUAGGUACUUUACAAAAAAUCGAAAAAUAAAGAGGUUUAGAC
This is a messenger RNA of Vanessa tameamea, 1174 nucleotides long. RefSeq lists its product as uncharacterized. Lineage: Eukaryota; Metazoa; Arthropoda; Insecta; Lepidoptera; Nymphalidae. The record is from RefSeq and is a predicted model, not a curated record. The transcript has 3 exons. The coding region runs from base 125 to 1111 and encodes 328 amino acids.